AUGGCUUUAGUGUACAGAAUGAUGAUGCAGUUAGCCGGCAUUUUAUUUUGUUUGUUGGGAUGGGUGUUAUCCUGCCUAACCACCUAUUUACCUCAAUGGAAAAACCUCAACUUAGAAUUGAAUGAAUUGGAGAUCUGGACAAUGGGACUCUGGCAAGCCUGCGUGGUUCAAGAAGAAGGGGGUAUGCAAUGCAAGGAAUUUGAUUCUUUUUUGGCUUUGCCCCCUGAACUCAAAAUAUCUAGGAUUCUGAUGUUUGUAUCAAAUGGAUUAGGACUUUCGGGCCUCUUGCUCUCAGGUUUCGGAUUGGACUGCUUGAAGAUUGGUGAACAACAACAGGAUCUAAAGAAGAGACUACUGCUGUUGGGAGGAAUACUCUUCUGGAUAUCAGGAGUUACAGCCAUCAUUCCAGUUUCUUGGGUUGCCCACACUACUGUGCAGGAGUUUUGGGAUGAGAAUAUUCCAGACAUCGUUCCCAGGUGGGACUUUGGGGAAGCUCUAUUUGUAGGCUGGUUUUCAGGAUUCUGUCUUAUCUUGGGAGGCUCACUACUGAAUUGUACAGUCUGUUCAAUGGACGUUCAUUCAUCUUUGGUUCAUUACACAGUGACAGAAGCGCAAGAUACCUGUCAACACUUGGAAAGUGACAAUAGACCCAAAAGCCUACAAGUCUGA
This is a messenger RNA of Hemicordylus capensis (graceful crag lizard), 669 nucleotides long. Its product is annotated as putative claudin-24. Gene Ontology annotation, cellular component: plasma membrane; bicellular tight junction. Gene Ontology annotation, biological process: cell adhesion; bicellular tight junction assembly. The coding region runs from base 1 to 669 and encodes 222 amino acids. The record is from RefSeq and is a predicted model, not a curated record. Lineage: Eukaryota; Metazoa; Chordata; Lepidosauria; Squamata; Cordylidae. Gene Ontology annotation, molecular function: structural molecule activity. The transcript has a single exon.